Conger conger (European conger) is the source of this 3889-nucleotide messenger RNA. Its product is annotated as 5'-AMP-activated protein kinase catalytic subunit alpha-1-like. Gene Ontology annotation, cellular component: cytoplasm. Lineage: Eukaryota; Metazoa; Chordata; Actinopteri; Anguilliformes; Congridae. The transcript has 9 exons. Gene Ontology annotation, molecular function: ATP binding; protein serine/threonine kinase activity. The coding region runs from base 109 to 1785 and encodes 558 amino acids. The record is from RefSeq and is a predicted model, not a curated record. Gene Ontology annotation, biological process: protein phosphorylation; intracellular signal transduction.
GCUAGUCAGCCAGUUAAGGAACUUGUGUUCCGCAAGGAGAAUCAUGAGGGUUUUUACGUUGAAGGGGGAAGAUAGCGAGCGCUUGCUACACAGCGCUUUCGUGGGAAGAUGGCGACGGAUAAGCAGAAGCAUGAAGGCAGGGUGAAAAUUGGACAUUAUAUUCUAGGAGAUACUCUUGGAGUGGGAACAUUUGGGAAAGUAAAGGUUGGUCAGCAUGAAUUGACUCAACACCAAGUAGCUGUGAAGAUCUUGAACAGACAGAAGAUUCGCAGCCUUGAUGUUGUGGGAAAGAUUCGCAGAGAAAUUCAGAACUUAAAGCUCUUCAGACAUCCACAUAUUAUUAAACUGUAUCAGGUGAUAAGCACUCCAACAGAUAUCUUCAUGGUGAUGGAAUAUGUCUCUGGUGGAGAACUGUUUGACUAUAUCUGUAAAAAUGGGAAGCUGGAUGAGAAGGAGAGCAGGCGUCUGUUCCAGCAGAUUAUCUCUGCACUGGACUACUGCCACAGGCACAUGGUGGUGCACAGAGACCUCAAGCCAGAAAACGUUCUGCUGGACGCUCAGAUGAAUGCCAAGAUAGCCGACUUCGGCUUGUCCAACAUGAUGUCAGACGGGGAAUUUCUACGAACGAGCUGCGGCUCUCCAAACUACGCUGCCCCCGAGGUCAUCUCGGGAAGGUUAUACGCUGGUCCAGAGGUGGACAUUUGGAGCAGUGGCGUAAUCCUGUACGCCUUGCUGUGCGGGACGCUCCCCUUCGACGACGACCACGUGCCCACGCUGUUCAAGAAGAUCUGCGACGGCAUCUUUUACACUCCGCAGCACCUGAACCCCUCCGUGACCAGCCUCCUGAAGCGCAUGCUGCAGGUGGACCCCAUGAAGAGGGCCACCAUCAAGGACAUCCGAGAGGACGAAUGGUUCCAGCAGGACCUGUCCAAGUACCUCUUCCCAGACGAGUCGUCCCACAGCUCGGCCGUGAUCGACGACGAGGCCCUGAAGGAGGUGUGCGAGAAGUUUGAGUGCUCGGAAGACGAGGUCCUGACCUGCCUGUACGACCACAACCACCAGGACCCGCUGGCCGUGGCCUACCACCUCAUCAUCGACAACCGCCGCAUCAUGAACGAGGCCAAGGACUUCUACCUGGCCAGCAGCCCCCCGGAGGCCUUCCUGGACGAUCACCAUCAGCCCGCGGUCAAGCCCCACCCGGAGCGCGUGCCCUUCCUGGUGACCGAGGCGGCCCCCCGCCCACGCCACACGCUGGACGAGCUGAACCCCCAGAAGGCCAAGCACCCGGGCGUGCGCCGGGCCAAGUGGCACCUGGGCAUCCGCAGCCAGAGCCGGCCCAACGACAUCAUGACCGAGGUGUGCCGGGCCAUGAAGCAGCUGGGCUACGAGUGGAAGGUUGUGAAUCCGUAUUAUUUGCGUGUGCGGAGGAAGAAUCCAGUGACAGGGCUUCUGGCCAAGCUGAGCCUGCAGCUCUACCAGGUUGACAGCAGGACUUAUCUUCUGGACUUUCGUAGCAUUGAUGAUGAAACGUUGGAGUCAAAGUCGGGCACCGCCACCCCUAACCGCUCAGGCUCGUUCGGGAGCCACCGAGCGACCCCCAAGACGGAGGCCGUGGGAGAGGAAGCCAAGGCCGACGCCCCGGCCAAGGGUUCGGACGGCUCGCUGGCCUCCUCCCUGACCUCCUCCGUGGAUUCGGCCAGCGGGGACGCCGUCACCAGGGGGGGGAGCCACGCCAUCGAGUUCUUCGAGAUGUGCGCCAACCUCAUCAAAAUGCUCGCCCGAUAACCUUUCGGCGCCAGCCUUCUUUUCCCGCUGCGUUUCCAUAGCAAUAAGAGCGCGAGCGUUUCCCCCCCCCAGCUUGGCGUGUCCUGUUGCGGGCGGAGUCGCUGUUGCGGGCGCUGAUGGGGUUUUCGCCCUCCGUAACUGAGGGGACUCAGGGUGGGAAUGUUAUCGAAAUAACUGCCAAGCCACUUUAUAAUCACAACAAGCAUUUUUUCUGCCAUUGUCACCGUGGUUUAAAAAAAUAAGAAAAUGUGUAGAACACAUUCACAUUAUGUAUCCCAGCUUUUUUUUGUCACAUUCCUUCAUAUUUAAGAAAAUGGCAAGAUAUGCCCAUAUAACAAUAUAUAACUCCCGAUCCAAACACGCUUAUCCAAGUCACAGUGCAGGUGUUGUAUAAUGAGCAGCACAAACUAAAGGAAAUUCAAAUGGGACCAUUUUUGUCAAGGGGGUAUGAUAGUUACUGUAUUUAUACAGAUGAUUUUUAUCCCAGUUUUAUAUGUAAAUAAUAAUAAAAAACUAGAUCUAUUUAACCAAACUUUAUGUGGGGAUUUUAGAUUUUAUUAAAAAAUAAUUUAUUAUGUGUGUAGACUUUGAUUGUACCUUUUUUGCAGUUUCAUGGCAUACGAUUUCAUUCUGUUGAAUUUGCACUUCGUUUUCGUUAAACCCUGUGAGUUGUACUGUAUGUACGUUUAUUCCUGCAGUUGUGACUGUACAAGUGUGAUGCAGAGUUGAUCAUUAAUGGUCAGUUACGUGAGUGUAACUGGUCAACACACUGUUUUUAUUCUCUUUUUUUCAUGAGAAAAUGAAGCAACUUACAUGAGGCAGACCUGGUUGUGGAACGUGUUUAUCGUCAGUUUGGGACCAUUCAGCUUGACUGACUUGCCGAAAGAACAGAGAUUUACAUGUAAGGGUGGAUUUCAUUUGAUGAAAUUAAAAAUCCUGAAAGUAAGUAAGGAUUGGGAAGCCAUACUGCCUUUUUGUUGUUAAAUUUGUGCAAUUUUUUAAAUUUGGUUUAUUGUCCAUAGAAUAACCUCUUUAUUCCCAACUCUUGUUAUUGAGGAAUAGGCACUGGUUUAGACAAAAAUUAGAUUUAAAUAAAUUUUUACAUGAUUAACCAAAUCACUAAAGCCCUUAGAAUAUCAUAUCCCUUCAUUCUUAACCUUUUAUUGAAUUUUCAUGAAACUUCACAUCAUUUUAAAUGAUGAAGUUAAGAAAUUAAAAUGAAUAAAAUGAUGAAUUGGUGUUCGGUAAUUUUAAUGCAUGUACUGUACAUACGAUUAUGACAAUAUGGAGGGUUCUUUAAAGUUCUCUGUUUAUUAUUGCAUGUCAAACUGUCAUCUGUGCCAGUAUGUGCAUUUUAAUUGCAGUGUCUCCUUUUGGAGAGAUAAAUUAGGCUGUUACAUUAAGUUCACUCUGCUCACCCUGUAUAGCACAUGCUUCCAUUAUUCAUUCCUUGGGCAGAUAUUACUGUACAAUUCACCAAACGCAGUCUGCAUUUCUUGUAGAACCUAAAGAAUGUUCUCUGUUAAAUGUAUUUGAUUUAUAAUAUACUUAACUAUACAUUUUUUUAACCGCUGAUUGGGCUAUAGAAUCUGAAUGGUAGCAUUUUUGUGUAGCUUUCCAAGGGGAAGCCUUUGGUUUGUCAAGGGAAAAAAAGCGUUUUGAUUGUUUUGAUAUUCCCAAACUUAGCCUAAGAUAAGUUUUUAGAACAUUUUAUUGCGUUACGUAUGCAUACUUUGAUUUUUAGAAAUUAUACUACUUUCACUUUUUAUAACAUGUUUUCUAAUGAGCUUGGCUGGAAAAUAUAGGCAAGGAGGAUUUUCACUGAUUAUUUGUUUAAACUGGACUGUAUGUGUGACGCAGCAGAAUAGCACUUGAUAUGAUGGUUGUGGGUUUGAAUCACACUUGGGGAAACUGCUUUCCCCCAACUGUUUCCCUCCAGGGAGUUGCUCGAUUGCUUGAGUGCAGUUGAAUCAAUGGGAAAAGGAAUGUGUUUGAAAUUGUAAGCACUAAAAUGUAGGUAAAGGGGAAAAGUAUGGUAUAUCUGUACUUUUUCAGUGUCUUAAUGUGCCUACACAGAACUGCCUAAUAAACACAUCGUACCAAA